Kickxella alabastrina is the source of this 1090-nucleotide messenger RNA. RefSeq lists its product as uncharacterized. Lineage: Eukaryota; Fungi; Kickxellomycota; Kickxellomycetes; Kickxellales; Kickxellaceae. The coding region runs from base 142 to 762 and encodes 206 amino acids. The record is from RefSeq and is a predicted model, not a curated record. The transcript has a single exon.
UAACACUUUUCUCUUUCCCUUCCCCACUUUACUACUAUUUUACUGCCUUCUAUUAUUUUAUUUUUGUACACAACCGCUGCCAAAGCCAAAACGCACCACUAUUUCAAAAAACCAAAAAUAUAAUAAGCAAAGGAACAAAUCAUGGCACCAUUCGGUACCAGCGCUGGCAGCAACAAUGCUAACACGCGCAGUGCAGUAGCACCUACAGCUCCUCAACCAAUCCCUAUUUCUACUGCUCGGCAGCAGCCCCCCUCGCAGUCGAAUCGCCGCAGCUCGUUCGGUGGCUGGACCCAGUCGCUAUUUGGAAUGUCUCCGCCCGAAGGCAGCCGCAUCCAAACGGACCCCGAAAGAAACGGGCUCUCGCCAUCUGCAGGCUAUUCAGCGGCCAGUGCAAAUUCGCUUCCUGACACUACAGCCUCGUCUGCCUUUUCUGGAAUCGGGCUCUUCCGUCGCUUUUCAACUGCAUCCACUGCUGCCGCCCCCACCGCUACGCCCACAGCUCCAUCGCACACGCAGAAAGUACAAGAUCACCCGUCUCCCGAAUACAAGUGGACUGCAGCUAACAGCGCUACUCUCAAGCCAGGCGAGUCAGCUGGUGUCCAGCAGGGCCUGCGCACUGCUAAGGAUCCUGCGCUUUCGAGCAACCAACAGCCUCAACUCCAGCCCAAGUUCCUUGAAGAAAUUCGCACAAACGAGGAUCCUCCCAGCCGUCCUGACUCGCGCAUGAGGAACCUCAUGUUGUCGGGGCAGUUUCUGAUCUGAUAAUCACACAGAUAUGUAGAUGCGGACAAAGGCAAGGCGUCUGAAUUUCAGAAGCCCAAAAAUACAAACCAAACCAAACCAAACCAAAACGCGUAUAGCACUGCAUGCGCUUGCCUCCAACAUAUCAUGUAUUUCUAUAUGUAUUUUUAAACAAAUGUACUUAUCAUUACUACACCAGAUUGCAAUUAAAAAUCAAAUAAACGACCAUAAUUACUUGGAGUAUCAAAGUGCGCAACAGAAUGUAAAAAGUUUUAUUUACAAAUGUUGAGCGAGAAAAGCUAGUAAGUAAAGCAUUAGUCUACAAAGGUUGACUUUGUCGCUGCAGGGC